AUGAUGUUGGCUCGAUUACUUCGACUCCUCCUCCUCAUCCCUCUCCUAUUUCAACCCUUCUCGUCGGCCAUCAAAUGCUACUCCUGUGCCAAUGAUUUCAUUGUAUGGCAAUGGCGCCACUUUUUCCUGAAGAGAAACUACGGGUUGACGGCUUCGGACAAGGAAUGCACCAGGAGAGACUACGACUCUACUGAUCUACAGGGCUGCCGGACGAGCUGCUUCAUCUUCUACCUCAACGCGACGGACAAGCGCAGCGGGGCCACGAAAACGCUUGGCGUAGGCCGUGGGUGCUCCUCCUCCUUCCUGACCGAUGAGCAACACCUCCACCUCGGUUUCGGCGGCCACUCGAAGCUGAGUCAAGUCGGCGACCGUUUGCCUACUGAAUUUGAUAAGUACGACAUCUACGAGCAUUGGUGCUUCUGCGCGACGGACAAGUGCAACAAGGAAACGUGCUAUAGCCAUCCAUACGGCAGCUACGACUACCCGGGGCAGUAUGUCGCAAGACGAGGCUCCUAUCCCUACCAAUCAUAUUGGGGCAACGGAAUCGCAGCCGCAAAAGGUUCCUUUUCCGUUAUAUUCCUCUUUACGAUAGCCCCGUUGAUAGUAUUGUGGCGGCAAUGGGACGGGGGA
Mesorhabditis spiculigera is the source of this 630-nucleotide messenger RNA. NCBI's taxonomy places the organism in Eukaryota, Metazoa, Nematoda, Chromadorea, Rhabditida, Rhabditidae. The record is from the annotation of a GenBank genome assembly.